AAAUCUGCCUCGGUUGUGAGAUUUUCCGCUGUUAAGUACUGCAGAUGGUUCCACAGUGGAAGAUGCUAGCGCGCAAAUCGCAAGUCGGAUCACAGAAAUUCGGCCCUCUUCCAGAUAUAAUCUUUGCGCUCGCAGUUUUAUUAUAGAGCAUACAUGCAAUUCAAAUCAGAUUGUACAUGUAACAGUAAACCAAAGAUUUGCCGCCUUCCGGAUAUCCCUCAAAAUACUGACAGAGUGGACGCGAUACUCGAUUUUGGCGCAAUGCUGCACUGCUCAACUUGAUUGUAGAGAAAUCUGACAAAUAUGUCUGUGCCUGACAAUGCAAGAGCUCUUCUGGAAGCGGUCGCACAAAAUGAUUCGGAGAAGAAUACAACCGACGAUCCCGGAACGAACAACGCGCGAACGCUCCUGCCGGAAGUGGAAGAAAGUGCCUUGCCACCGCCUCCGGGAACCUUAUCGAAGCGGCAGAUACUGUGUUGUCGUGUAUCGUUCCUAAAUAUCCUGUUGAUUAGUUUUGGAUUUAUGCUCAAUUUGGGCGCACUGAGCACCGCAUACACUUCGCAAACGGUGGUGUUGCACAGCGUGAAAGAUCAGUAUUUCAAUGCAUCGACUACGUUCGGUUACACAUUAUGGUCCAUUUCUUCAGUUAUUGGAUGCUUUGCGGUGAUAAUUUCGCCGUCAAUAGUUGCAAUAAUUGGGCCGAAGAUUACGUUGGUUGUGGGCGGUGUCUGCACUACACUUUUUGUGGCUUCCUUGAUUAGACCUUUGACCAGUACAACAUAUGUUGCAUCCGUUCUUACAACUUUUGGAACCACAUUUGUCUGGCAAGUCCAAGGGCACUUUAUUGCAGUGAAUUCCACUAAAAAGAGAAUGUCAAGAAACACUGGGAUCUUUCUUGCUCUGUUUCAGUCAAGCCUCGUAUUCAGCAACUUAUUCUACUUUUAUAUGCUGUAUGGGAAACAGACCAUACCGUCCGAGACCAGAAUUACAACAUUCUCAAUACUGACUUGUGCAGCGGCCCUUGGAGUAGUAGUAUUUUCCCUUCUUGCUCAUCCUUGGUGCGAAAAAAUUCCACGUCCCCAAAACUGUACAGUAGCGCCAAAUGAGCAGGCGAAGACGAUACAUUUUACCCCAAAAGAAGCAUUUUAUGCUAUGGUACGCGCUACAAAAACCAAAGAAAUUUUGUUCCUGUUACCGUUGUUCUUUUUCACAGGAAUAGAAGCAAGCUUUUGGAGUGUGUACGCUACAUCGUUAGGUUACACGGAAAAGUUCGGAUCGCUUCAACAAGCCUUGGUUGGUUUGACGAAUGUUUUCGCGGGGGUGGGAGAGAUAGUUGCCGGUAUAUUUAUUGCGUUAACCGGUAAAUGGAUGCACUAUAAUGGACGGCAUGGGAUAUUACUUCUGGGAAUGCUGAUCUAUGCUGUAACUUUCGGACUAACCUUCCUGAAUAUUCCACCAAGGGCAUCAUUAGAAACGACUUCUGAUGUAACUUACAUCGGACCUAAUGCUUAUGUCGCAAUGCUGGUUUCCUUUCUACUUGGUCUCGGAGACGGUAUAUUUAGUGGGCAGAUAAUUGGAUAUUUGGGCAGCAGAUACCGGGACGACUGUAUUACUGUGUUUGCUAUAUACAGCUUCUGGUCGACUCUAGGAAAUACUGCUCAGUUUUCAUGGGCUAUGGUUUUGACGCUGCCGUUCCAGUUGUUGAUUCUGACUAUUUUCGCCGUGGCCGGAACCGUUGGAUUCUGUUACGUGGAAUGUCUUUCCCGACGAAAUCUCAACAACAGAUCUUGACCAAAAGGUUUUAUUCUUUUUAUUCUAUUAAGCAAUGUUAACUUUUGAACAGAGACUGCAUCUUACGUGAUUGCCGAUGGGAAUAAUGUCCAUUUUGCAUUUCAAGCAAGAUCUAUGGAUUUAAAAUAAGUUGUUUUCUAUUGUGAUAUUAUUUAGCCCUUUACUGAAUCAUCGUGAUUAUCAUUUGCACCUUCUUUUCGAUACAUACUUCAAGUACGAGUAUCUAUAUUAACGCAUUUGUACUGUACAUAUGCAAGUCAAGUUGCCAACUUUUCAUCGGUACCAAAUGAGUUGAGCGCAAUUUGUUCGAGCAGUUUCAAUGUAGCGGUCACUAUAUAUAAUAAAACGAACCGA
Molecule: messenger RNA, 2145 nt
Organism: Paramacrobiotus metropolitanus
Lineage: Eukaryota; Metazoa; Tardigrada; Eutardigrada; Parachela; Macrobiotidae
Product: UNC93-like protein MFSD11
Exons: 15
Coding region: 304-1791 (495 amino acids)
Source: RefSeq, a predicted model, not a curated record